Molecule: messenger RNA, 1518 nt
Organism: Zingiber officinale
Lineage: Eukaryota; Viridiplantae; Streptophyta; Magnoliopsida; Zingiberales; Zingiberaceae
Product: protein PHYTOCHROME KINASE SUBSTRATE 4-like
Exons: 1
Coding region: 1-1518 (505 amino acids)
Biological process (GO): phototropism
Source: RefSeq, a predicted model, not a curated record
AUGAACUCUGCCACUCUCACUCCCUCCCAAGAAUUGAAAGUGAUGGAGAAGCACAGCGUAACAGUAAGCUUCAAUGGCAGCCUCUACCAAUCCUCGGCCGCCUUCCACUCCUCUGGCUGCUCACUCACCCCGCGUGCCAUCGAAGGGGCCCUCGAGCAGCGACCCACUGGCCUCUGCGCCGACGACACAGAGCUCAACAUCUUCGACGCGGAGCGCUACUUCAGAGAAGACAACCCCCCCACCGCCGCCAAGAACACCCUCGUCGUCGAUGACGUGCUCGAAAGGCGCGAUCUUUCCUGCGAUCCUAGGACCUCCUCCGUCUCCUCCGCCGACGGCCUGAGGCGGAAUGACCGGGGCGGAGAGACUCCUCCGACCUCGUCCUCCGAGGCGAGCUGGAAUAGCAAGUCCAGUUUGCUCUCCCACCGACUGGCGCCGCCCUCCGCAGCCGGGAGGACCCGGUCGUCCGGUGUGCGUAGAUUCUUCCGCCGGAGUUGCCUUUGCUCCGGAAACAAGUCCGUCAACGUGGAGGUUCGCCGGUCUGUGGAGUCGAACGCUCCGCCUAGUGUCAAAAAGCAGAGCUCGCGAAGAGGGGAUGUGGGACUCAGCAGCAUUCCGGAGUCAUCUACCGGCGACGAGUUUAAGAGCGAAUUGAACGCCGGGGAAGUGACGAAGUUGAAGAUAUCCCCCGGAAAUUGGGGCAAAGAUCGGAGCUUUUUCAAUGUGGCGAGUCGUUUCUCGCCGGAAAGGACCUUCCCGUCGGAAAUAGGCCACCGAAUAGUGAGCUCCCGUAAACUCUUCACAGAUACCGCUGGAUUCUCUUUCCCCGUGUUGAGUCCUCCGCGCGAUUCGCUCGAGGUCUUCCGUCCAUCCGAGGAGGUGGCUAGGACUAUGGAGAAAUCGUCGGAGUUCUCACCGCCAGUGAUGGCGCUUCCUCGUCUCGGCGUAAGGUUUUCAUACCCCGCGAGUCCCAAGCAACGGGCGGAGGAGGACGCGGCAAGCGACACAAGCUCUGACCUUUUCGAGAUAGAGACUUCCCUAUCGACGACCCCUACGACGAACCGCCCCCGCGACUCCCUCGACGAACUCGAAGGAAGGCGUUUCAUCGGUAACGGCGAGGCGGCUGAGAUCCUCCAUCGCCGUCGGAGCCUAGAGGGGGCGGCGAAGCCAUCCGUCGUCCCCAGCGAAUGCUACCCACCGAGCGAGGCGAGCGUGGAAUGGAGCGUCGUGACCGCGGAGGGCUUCGCCGCCAACUUCUCCAGCGCGGCCUCCAAUUACGACGAGUUCCGUUUCAUCGAGGAGGAGCACGACCGGUUCGCGGCGGCGAUGAGCAGAGAGCGGCGGAAAUCCAACGGCCUGUUGGGCUGCCGGUGUGAGAAAGCUGUCAGCGUCGGGCCAAAGCCGGUUCGGAUCCCUCCACCCGUCGAACCGGAGGUCUUGGCAACGAACAUAGGCAUAGCGAAGUUCAGAAGCCUGGGUUUGACGCAGGAACGGCUAGGCCGUCCGGUUCAAAAAAAUUAG